AUGGAGACCGCGGUACACACUUCCCUUCCCGGGGCCGAGGGCGUCCGCGGGGCACGCAGGCCCAUGAACAUCAGGGCCUGCAAGGGGCUGGCGGUGGGGCGAGUGAAAGUCUUCAGCCGCCACAAAGGGGAGGUCAACUGCUCGGCCUUCUCUCCCAACGGCCACACGCUGCUCACGGCCUCCGAGGACGGCUGCCUGUACGGCUGGGCCACCAACAGCGGCAAGCUGCUCUGGAGGCUGGGCGGACACACAGGCCCCGUGAAGUUCUGCCGUUUCUCCCCGGAUGGCCGCCUCUUUGCCAGCACCUCUGGUGAUUGUACUGUUCGCCUGUGGGACACAGCCGAGGCCAAGUGUCUGCAGGUCCUAAAUGGUCAUCAGCGGAGCGUGGAGACCGUCAGCUUCAGCCCCGAUUCCAAGCUGCUGGCAUCAGGGGGUUGGGACAAGCGGGUGAUCCUUUGGGAGGUACAGUCUGGCCAGGCCCUGCGACACUUGGCAGGGCACAGAGACUCUAUCCAGAGCAGUGACUUCGCACCCAGCUCUGACUGCCUGGCCACAGGCUCCUGGGACUCCACCAUCUGCAUCUGGGACCUGCGAGGCAGAGCAGUCAUGGCUCAAGAGCUGGAGGGCCACCAAGGCAACAUCAGCUGCCUGAGCUACUCCUCCUCUGGCCUCCUGGCUUCCGGUUCCUGGGAUAAGACCAUCUCUAUCUGGAAAACUUUCACCUCAAGCCCGCCUAUUCAGCUCAAGGGUCACAUAUCCUGGGUGAAGAGCAUAGCUUUCUUUCCCGACGGGCUGCAGCUGGCCAGUGCUGACUACUCCCCCAUGAUCAAAGUAUGGGACUGCAAUACAGGAAUGUGCCUUGAGACAGUGAAGGGAGUACUGGACGAGGCCCACGCCUUUGCCUUUACCCCAGACAAGAAACUCCUCGUGUCUGGCUCUGUUGAUGGCUGA
Molecule: messenger RNA, 951 nt
Organism: Sorex fumeus (smoky shrew)
Lineage: Eukaryota; Metazoa; Chordata; Mammalia; Eulipotyphla; Soricidae
Product: WD repeat-containing protein 38-like
Exons: 9
Coding region: 1-951 (316 amino acids)
Molecular function (GO): protein binding
Source: RefSeq, a predicted model, not a curated record